CAUCACCCGCCAACCUCCUUCCCUAUGUCCACCUUGAGCACCUUCACGAGCUCGCCCGCGCCCUCGCCCAGGAUUCCCUUCCACCACCCGUCCUACUCGACGUCGGCGGCCACCCGCUCGACGGCCACGCCCACGAGCCGUCACUCUCCGCGAGCCUCGUUUGCGAGCUCACCCCGCCGUCCGUUCAAUGCGCCGAGCACAUCCUCAGCUGCCCCCAAUCACCCUACGAAGCUGCAGUGCCCCGACAGCGCAUCACCCGUAGUUGGUGGAGCGUAUGUCAGUACCGGAACGCAGUACAGUCCGGACGGUCUCCCACCGACGGCAGGGCCAAAGCUGGCUGCCGCAGUGGGGAAGCCUCCGGGCUCAACAACGAGUGGGAGCGGCGGCGGUGGCGGCAGUGGCAGCGGCAUCGGUGUGAGAAAGCGGAAGGAAUCGUCGAGGUCUCCAGACUCCUCUCCGGACUUGAUGAGCAGUACCGGCGCCUCGACUGGCGCCCCACCACGAGCACAACGAGAAACAGAUGAAGAUCCACCCAGGUCAGACCCAGCCCGAUCAAGAUCUGGAAGCGCGAGUGCCUUCUCGCCUCAGCUCCAGGAGGCACGAUCCACACAUGGCCAUUCCGCAGCGCCCAAGAGACAAAAGGCGGAACCAGGAUCGCUGAAGAUCAUGCCACUCAGUUACGAACUAGCCAGCACCAAAGACCUCGGGGUCUUGGUUGCUAAUAUGCUCAUGGAGCUUAUUCGGAUCAACGAUCAGAUUCCGCUCCGUGACGGCAGAUUGACGAGGUUCCAUUCCAGAGCACCGCCUGGAAUCAGCAUAUCAGACUAUCUACAGCGGCUGAUUCUGCAUGCAACCUUGUCGCCGCCCAUACUACUGAGUAUGGUAUACUACAUCGAUCGUCUAUGUACUAUGUAUCCGGCAUUCACAAUCAACAGCUUGACAGUGCACCGAUUCCUGAUUACGGCAGCGACCGUGGCCGCCAAAGGUCUUAGCGACUCAUUUUGGACGAACCCCACGUAUGCUCGGAUAGGAGGCAUACCUGUGUCUGAAUUGGCGACGUUGGAGCUGGAGUUGCUGCAGCGAGUGGACUGGAAGAUUGUGCCCAAACCAGAGACGCUUGAAGAGUACUACUCUAGCUUAGUAGACCGAACAGACGGCUUUGUGAUGGAGUCUGCCAGUCCAGGGUCGGAUAUCAGCAGCUUGCCCGAAAGCGAGGCGGGCAAGAAAGCGGACGAGGCGAUGGGUGAAGGCGACAGAUGAAUCGGAUAUCAAAACUGGGAAUAUAUGACCAGCAUAGAUGUGGCCCUGAGCAGACGACGCGAUCGAUGGACGCGCUCCAUCCGAGAGCGAGCAAGGUCAGGGCAAUGGCUCUCAAGAGCAGUAUAAAAGCAAGUGGCCAGAAGAGACGUUUUUUUCUGCACUACUUGGCUUUGCCAGUAGAUGCGCAGAAGAAAAGCUAUCACCUCGCGCAGGCUGAGUCCAUACAGCAUGGGCGAUGCAAAAAGAUCUGACUCCAGAUGGAGUUGGAACGAAUGGGCAUAAGGAACGGCAGGGGUUUGCCUCGUCUUUGAGCCUGGCCGUUGAUCUGUGAGCUGCAUGCGCGGCAGCUCUCACGUAUAGCGAACUCGACCAAUUCGUUGAGCUUCGUAAGGUAUCAAGUCAAUUCUCUACAAACC
Sphaerulina musiva SO2202 is the source of this 1676-nucleotide messenger RNA. Its product is annotated as cyclin-domain-containing protein. Gene Ontology annotation, biological process: regulation of cyclin-dependent protein serine/threonine kinase activity. Gene Ontology annotation, cellular component: cyclin-dependent protein kinase holoenzyme complex; nucleus. The transcript has a single exon. Gene Ontology annotation, molecular function: protein kinase binding; cyclin-dependent protein serine/threonine kinase regulator activity. Lineage: Eukaryota; Fungi; Ascomycota; Dothideomycetes; Mycosphaerellales; Mycosphaerellaceae. The record is from RefSeq and is a predicted model, not a curated record. The coding region runs from base 25 to 1260 and encodes 411 amino acids.